UCAGGUUGUUGUUGAUCUCAACGGGAACCAGUUAGUCGUCAAGAUGCCGGAACCUGCCAAGUCCGCUCCAGCUGCGAAGAAAGGCUCCAAGAAAGCUGUCACUAAGACCCAGAAGAAAGGGGAUAAGAAACGGAAGAGAGCCAGGAAGGAGAGCUACUCCAUCUACGUGUACAAGGUGCUGAAGCAGGUGCACCCAGACACCGGCAUCUCGUCCAAGGCCAUGGGCAUCAUGAACUCCUUCGUCAACGACAUCUUCGAGCGCAUCGCCGGGGAGGCGUCCCGCCUGGCGCACUACAACAAGCGCUCGACCAUCACGUCCCGGGAGAUCCAGACCGCCGUGCGCCUGCUGCUGCCCGGGGAGCUGGCCAAGCACGCCGUGUCCGAGGGCACCAAGGCUGUCACCAAGUACACCAGCUCCAAGUAAAUAUGAUCACCAAACACAUUCGAAAUGGCUCUUUUAAGAGCCGCCCAUCUUUUCAAUUAAAGAGCUAUCAU
Messenger RNA from Alligator mississippiensis (American alligator), 495 nucleotides. RefSeq names its product histone H2B 7. The record is from RefSeq and is a predicted model, not a curated record. Lineage: Eukaryota; Metazoa; Chordata; Crocodylia; Alligatoridae. The coding region runs from base 44 to 424 and encodes 126 amino acids. Gene Ontology annotation, cellular component: nucleosome. Gene Ontology annotation, molecular function: protein heterodimerization activity; structural constituent of chromatin; DNA binding. The transcript has a single exon.